Messenger RNA from Camponotus floridanus (Florida carpenter ant), 1755 nucleotides. RefSeq lists its product as uncharacterized. Gene Ontology annotation, cellular component: RNA polymerase III complex. Gene Ontology annotation, molecular function: DNA binding. The record is from RefSeq and is a predicted model, not a curated record. Gene Ontology annotation, biological process: transcription by RNA polymerase III. The coding region runs from base 98 to 1108 and encodes 336 amino acids. The transcript has 6 exons. Lineage: Eukaryota; Metazoa; Arthropoda; Insecta; Hymenoptera; Formicidae.
GAGUUGAUGCUUCCUUCGUCUCUCAUGGCCGCAAACGUCACGAAGCCGUGUUAUUGUUGAGAUUAAAUCUCUAUCGAGUAGUAUUAAAUAUAAAAAAAUGCCAGGUACGCAGAGAUUAACAUCCUAUCGGCUGCCACGAGAUCUGACAUUAGGUGGUAGUGUUAAACCUGAAAAACCCAAAAAAGUAUAUGUACCGAAUCUUAAUGUACAGAGAACUAAAAAAAAAGAUGAAGCAACACCAGUUAAGAUUGAUGCUCCAAAACCAAAGGAUGUCACAGAUCGUGGAAGAGGACGAGGAAGAGGAAAUAACAGGCAUGGAAAAGACAAGGGAAACAUAAUACAAUCUGCUGGUAUAUGGUCGGAAGGAGUAUUUGCAGCACCUACUGUUAGCAGAAGAUCCUAUAGUAGUUCCAAUAGUAGCAAUAGUACAGGUGCUGAAAAAUAUCUGGAAAAAUCUAAACUAAAUACGAAGAAGAUUAUCAAUAAUGCGGAAGAAGAAGAAAAAUUAAAGAACCUAUUACACGAUGAUUUUAUGGACGAUGGUACAAAUGCUGAUAAGAUGGAUCCUAUUUCGCUACCAAGGGUUAUAAAAGAAGAAUUUAGUGAUGAAGAAAUUGAAAAAAAACCAAUCAUCUCAGAAAGUGGCGAAGUUAUAAAUAUAAAAGAAGAAACUUUAAGCGAAAAAAUUAAAAAAGAAGUUACCAUUUCUCAAAUAAUCGAAAAUAAAACUAACCCUUAUGUAUUAAUGCAGCUUCCAGAUUGUUGGCAAAAUUUAGAAUCCAAUAAAGAAGAAUCAAAGUCAGAAGGAUCAACUGACGCGAAUACUGGUAAAAAUGACGAUAAAACAAAAAGUGAAAGUAGUGGCUUGAAUAGCUUAAAAAGUGGUUUAUUAGGCAAAAUCGAAAUUUUGAAGUCUGGUAAAGCGAGAUUAUGUCUUGGCGAUAAACGUUUUUCCAUUGAUAUUAAUGUACAGCAAGAUUUUCAACAGGAGCUUUUGGCUGCAAAAGUGGAUACUGUGUCAUUAACUGGCGAUCUUAUCAAUCUUGGUUCUGUAAAUAAUCAAUUAAUUUGUUUGCCAGACGUGGAAAGUAUAUUGAAAAAUUCGUAAAUCUAUAAACGUAAUCUUUAAUAAAAGGUUCAUGUAAAAGGAUAUCGAGAACUGAAGGAUUUGUGAGCAAUGUGUAACGCAGAUUAUAAUUGUGAGUAAUUCUGUAUUUUCUUUUCCAGUGUGUACUAGAGAAUUAGUAAGUCAUUAAAUAAAUUAUGUUACAUUCUGUAAAUUCGGUAUGGCGAUUCUGAUGUCUAGAAGAAAUUAGGAGUCACUGUAAAAUAGAAAUGACUAUAUCAUUCAGGUGGCAUAUUUUGAGGUUUCUGCAAAGUAGGUUUUUGAUAAUUCUUAUAUGAAUUGUGUGCCGUAACAUUAUUCGAUAUGCUUAUUGUAUUCUCUAAAAUUGCAUUAAAGACUAAACUUUUAUACAAAUAAAUCAAUCUGUAUACAAGCCCUACUCUUUUUUAAAAUGUGUUUAGGAACUGAAGUGUGAUGAAAUGUAUAAUUAAUAUUAUUUAUAUCAAGUUCUUAAAAAGAAUAGAGAAACGAAAAGAAAAAUCUUUAUGUUACAACCUAAAAGAAUAGUAUCAACAUGAAUAAGUACACUGUUUUCUUUUAGAAGAAAAUUUUUGUAAUUUCAUUGUAGAAUGUAAAAACUGGAAAAUCUCAAUCAUAUUUUCCCGAAUAUGCUUGUAUGAGAAUUAUUU